Yamadazyma tenuis ATCC 10573 is the source of this 2594-nucleotide messenger RNA. The record is from RefSeq and is a predicted model, not a curated record. Lineage: Eukaryota; Fungi; Ascomycota; Pichiomycetes; Serinales; Debaryomycetaceae.
AUGCCCAAAUCUACCGGCCCUAGUCCACAGGAGCUUCGAAAGAUCGAAAAAGAUAGAAGAAGGAAACAGUACGAGGACAUCCAAGUCCAAGGAACGAACAACUCGUCCAUCGUCUCCAAACGGUCUGUGGAAAUGAUAUACCAAUCGGUUUGUCCACCUGGCGAAUGGUUCAAGCAUUUCGUGCCAAAAGGAAAAAGAAGAUCUCCAGCUAUUAACAGAGGUUAUUGGAUCCGAAUGGAAAGCAUUCGUCUGAUGAUCAUCAGAAUCAUGGAAUCAGAGCCUCAAAAACCCGUGAAUGUGAUUAAUUUAGGUUGUGGAUACGAUCCUCUUCCAUUCCAGAUGCUCAGCAUGGGGCACAAUAUGACCUUCUACGAUAUCGACUAUCCCGACUUGGUGAAAAACAAGCACGACAUGAUUCUCAAGCUGAAAGAGAUCCAGGACUUGGUAGGACCAGAUGCCGGAGGGUUGGGGUUAAUGAAUUGUGACAAGUACAAGUUGAUUGGAUGCGAUUUGAAGAAUCACGAAGUGUACAAGGACCAGAUGAAAAAGUUGAAACCCGGGGUGAACAUCUUCAUAGCCGAAGUAUCUUUGGCAUAUAUGCAUUUCACGGACGCUAAUAAGAUUAUUGGCUAUUCGAGCGAGGUGCCCAAUAGUCACUUUUUGAUAUUGGAACAGAUUCUUCCUGCUGGCACCAAAGAAGCGUUUGCAACGAAAAUGUUAAACCACUUCAGCAAGCUCAGAAGUUCAUUGAAAUGUGUAGAAGAGUACCCCCUCAUAGAGCACCAAAUUUCCCGGUUCCAACAGUACUACAAACAUGUAGAGGUCAAAAACUUGUUUGAAAAUUGGAACGAUUUGAUAGAUGAAACCACCAAGCAGAAGGUCGAUGAGGUAGAAAGUUUUGACGAGUGGGAGGAGUUUAUACUUUUCUGCCAGCACUAUGUUGUCUUGCAUGCCACCAAUGACUCGCUUGUCUACAAGCAACCCAAUGUUUCAUUACAAUCAAGACCUGUUGUCGAAUUGAACAUCAAGCCAGAUACAAAGUCUUUGGAUUUAAAGUACCCAGCUAGUUGCGUUGUGGGAGGAUCCAUAUAUGUCAAUGGAGGCCUUGGACAAACAAGAUCCAUCAAGACAUAUAAGGAUUCUGAGGAGUUGGAGACUUUAGAUCCUCCUUCGGGAAGAAUGUGCCAUACUUUCACAGACGGGAUUCUAGUUGGAGGAAGAACCCAACCCGGACUGUUUUUAAAGGAUGUGUACAGAUUUAAUGCCAAAGAGGCCAAGUGGUCCCGACUCGAAGAUUUGCCCGUAGGGGUUUCAAGGCACUCUGCAGUUUCUGUGGAUACUGAAAGAAUAUUGAUUAUAGGUGGCCAGUCACAAAAAGGGUCCAUGAUUUUGUACAACCACAAAACACAAACAUCCAAAUUAUUGCAGUGUUCUUCAGAGAUAGACUUUAGUACGAUCGCCAGUUUCGGGUGUGACUUUGACGUCGACCAACAGGUGGGAUAUAUUAUUGGUGGUCAAACCAACAAACAACUGCCUAGGUUCAGUAAUAAGUUGUUCAAGUUUUGGUUAGAAAAUGACGAGUUCAAGCAUAAAAUGGUUAUGGAGGACGCUGAAUUUGAGCGGAUGGACUGUAAAUUGGUCAAGUAUAACGAAACUUUGGUGGUUGUGGGUGGUAUAAAUUACAACCAGAUUUUGGGACAGGAUAACAUAAUAGUAAAGGUAUCUGUUUGCGGCAAAAAAGUGGUUUAUGGUAGAAUUCCAGACAGGGUAUGGAAAAACCACUCCCCCCUUAUGAUAGGUCACAAUGUCGUGAUUCAUGAUAAUCAGAUCAAGGUCUUGAACGGAGGUGUGGUGUGUUAUUCGUUUGGGAGCGUGUAUAAUCCAAGCUACAGCAUUGAUUGGUAGAGAAAUAUAUGAAAUAGUUUAAGAAGAAGUAGACAGAAAGAUGUUCUGGGGAUCAUUUAUAACCCAGUGAAUGAAGUACUCGAGUGAGUAGAGUUGGAACUUAACAGUAGACUUGGGUGCAAAAAGAGCAAAAAGUCGUGCAUGACCUACGUCUGUCUGAGUCUAUCCCCCACCGCUAAAAUUACCUUGACGGUUCCGAUUGCCAGACACGCGUUUUGGAUUGCUACUUCUAGCAUAAGCUACUUGAGCAACACCGAAACAAUGGCCGUGGGCCUUAAUUGAAUAGAUGUAGUGUGUGUCUGCAUUAUGUUGAUGAAAAAUAUUGUAGUUAAGCAGUUCGGACGCGUCUUGUCUGCGCCAUAACGCCUCAACAUAUUAGCCGAGGGGUGGGGAUCAAUAGAUAAGCCUCUGAGUAAAAAAUGGAGCUCCUUUUCGCAAUCCCUUAACCGGGACUGGAGACAUUAUACUUUCCUUGCCCCAGUUUGUGCUGCGAAAUGCACCUCUCUUAUUCAACAAUACCAUCGACGACAUCAAUGGUGCAUACUUCAGGUAACCCCCCACAUGCCACUGCAAAACCGGGUAAGUGACGCCAUACCGGUUGGUGUCGAUUGUCGGCACCACUUUCAAAACAACAAGCCCCCUAAUUCGUGACGCCGGCGAUUCCGUCCAAGUGGACUGAUUUAAAUUAC